Molecule: messenger RNA, 1860 nt
Organism: Fonsecaea multimorphosa CBS 102226
Lineage: Eukaryota; Fungi; Ascomycota; Eurotiomycetes; Chaetothyriales; Herpotrichiellaceae
Exons: 1
Coding region: 1-1860 (619 amino acids)
Biological process (GO): xenobiotic detoxification by transmembrane export across the plasma membrane
Molecular function (GO): fluconazole transmembrane transporter activity
Source: RefSeq, a predicted model, not a curated record
AUGUCCGCCUUGUUGCGCGAUGCCCCUGUGGGCCAGGUGAUCCGAUUCGUGACAAGGAACAAGUACUUGCAAUACCCAGAGGAGCGAUCCGAUUUCGUGCUGCCGGAAUCCUACCAAUCCCACAAGCUUGGUGCUGCACACCCACCCCAGCAGCCAACUCUCGCCGUGCCGGAGGAUGUUGAGAAGAAGACCGACGACGACUCGGACGAUGCCGAUUCCCACAGCCUGGCCGCAGCCAGAACUGCCGCAGAUGGCGAGUCGCUGGCUCUUUCAGACCGGACGCUGUCCAAGAUCAUGACUCGACCCGAAUUGAGCCAGGUGAACACCCGCGCCGAUCUCGAACAAGCCUAUUCCAACGCCACGCGACAAGAGACCCUGAAGACUCAAGCGAGUCGACCCAUCGCACCCCAAGUCACCUCCGAUGGCACCAUCUUGGUCGACUGGUACGCCACCGACGACCCAGAGAACCCGCAAAACUGGUCCCGGGGUAAGAAGACCAUCGUUGUCCUGCAAAUCUAUCUGUACACGCUUGCCGUCUACAUGGGGUCCGCCAUAUUCACGCCCUCUGAGCCAUUCAUUGUUGAAAAGAUGGGUGUGUCUCCGAACGUCGCUGCGCUCGGCCUGUCCAUGUACGUCCUGGGAUACGGCAUCGGCCCUCUGAUAUUCAGCCCUCUCUCCGAGAUCCCCAUCAUUGGCCGCAAUCCACCGUACAUGGUCACCUUGGGAAUCUUUGUGAUCAUUUCUAUCCCCACCGCCCUCGUCGACAGCUUCCCUGCUCUCGUCGUGCUGCGUUUUCUGCAGGGCUUCUUCGGCAGCCCCUGUCUGGCGACUGGCGGUGCUUCCAUUGGAGAUAUCUUCUCGCUGCUGAAGCUGCCUUACUUUCUCACUGGGUGGGCUGCGUUUGCCACAGCAGGUCCCGCUCUGGGCCCGAUCAUCUCCGGUUUCUCGGUGCCCGCCACCAACUGGCAUUGGUCUCUCUGGGAGAUCCUCUGGCUCGCCGGCCCCGUCUACGUGUCUCUCCUCUUUCUCCUGCCCGAGACUUCUUCCUCCAACAUCCUGCUCCGCCGCGCCGCUCGGCUGCGCAAGCUGACCGGCAACAACAACCUCAAAUCCCAGUCUGAGAUCGACCAGGAGAAUCUGACCGUCAACGAAAUUGUGAUGAGCAACCUCUGGCGACCGGCCCAGAUCAACAUCCUCGACCCUGCCGUCCUCUUUACCAGUCUCUAUAUAUCAUUGAUGUAUUCGAUCUUUUACAGCUUUUUUGAGGUGUUUCCUCUCGUUUACGGCACCGGAAACCCAGGCAAGGCGACACAUGGCUAUGGCAUGAAUGGAGGCCAAAUCGGGCUGAUUUUCCUCUCCAUCUCUGUCGGGGUCAGCAUCGCAAUAGUCACCUACGUCUUGUACCUGUACUUUGUGUUCGAGCCGGAGGUUAAAACCAGAGGCCUUGGAGAACCUGAGAGACGUCUCAUUCCUGCCCUCCCCGCCAGUCUGCUACUGCCUAUCGGGCUGUUCUGGUUUGCAUGGACUGGUAACAGCUCACCCAAAAUCCACUGGAUUGUGCCGACGCUGGGUGUCGUCGUCUUCACUGUUGGGAUCUUCAUCCUCUUCCAGUGUAUCUUCAUCUACAUCCCGUUGACGUACCCACAAUACGCAGCGUCGCUUUUCGCGGGUAACGACUUUGCCCGGUCGUCGAUCGCUGCGGGUGCGAUUCACUUCUCUCGUCCCUUGUUCCACAACUUGGGCGUCGGCAGCGGUGUCAGCUUGCUGGCGGGACUGACUGUGGGCGGCAUCAUCGGCAUCUUUACCUUGUGGAAGUUUGGCGCAAAUUUGAGAGCCAGAUCGAGGUUUGCUGCGAAAUAA